Molecule: messenger RNA, 555 nt
Organism: Capronia coronata CBS 617.96
Lineage: Eukaryota; Fungi; Ascomycota; Eurotiomycetes; Chaetothyriales; Herpotrichiellaceae
Exons: 2
Coding region: 1-555 (184 amino acids)
Source: RefSeq, a predicted model, not a curated record
AUGAAGUUCUCCUCGCUUAUAGUGCCUUUUGCUCUUGUGGCAUCAGUGGCUGCUUCCGGGCUCCUCAAGCGAGAUACCAGCGGCUGUUGUUGCGGCUGCCUUGCUCAGAGCGCGGCAGAAUCCAUUGUCGACCAGUACAUCUCCAUCCUCACUCACACGAACGUCACGACUGCCAAUGCUACCGCGCAAGCUCUUCUCGAUGAGAACUACACCGAGAUCAGUGAUUCGAUCCUGUCGCUCGAGGGUCUGCCACUGGGAAAUGCCACCUUUGUUGGCAAACAAGAGUACAUCAAUGGUGUUCUCAAUUCACCCCCUGUAGAGGGAGUCAACACCCUUGAAGUACUGGUCGCCGGCUGCACCAAGAUCCUCUGGUACUGGCUCUUCACUGGUAUUGGCAGCGGCGAGUAUGAGGUCAAGGGGUUCAACUUGUUCACUCUGAGCGACGUGGGUCAGAUUUCCGUGGUGAACCUGGAGUUCAACAGCAUUGCCUGGGGCCUCGAUACGGGAUAUCAGAUCGUCUUCCCUCCCAAUGGUAGUGCGCCCACUCGGAAUUGA